Messenger RNA from Psammomys obesus (fat sand rat), 2705 nucleotides. RefSeq names its product DEAD-box helicase 55 (gene Ddx55). The transcript is spliced from 14 exons. The record is from RefSeq and is a predicted model, not a curated record. The coding region runs from base 254 to 2059 and encodes 601 amino acids. Gene Ontology annotation, cellular component: nucleolus. Lineage: Eukaryota; Metazoa; Chordata; Mammalia; Rodentia; Muridae. Gene Ontology annotation, molecular function: ATP binding; RNA helicase activity; nucleic acid binding.
CGGGGAAGCGAGGCUGAGCAGUCAGCCGCUCGAGUGAAGGCUACGAGAUCAGGGAGAACCCGAUCGGGGCCGUGCUACGCCUUCAGAACCUCAGACUUCGUAGUGCCAGGCGGGUUACGAUGCCCUCGCUGGGGUCUCAAAGCUUCGUGCCUGUUCUAGCUGGGACUUCGGACAGUGGCUCAAUCUAUGUCCUUUACUUCUGAGCAAUAACAAUCACUUUUUUAGCAUAGUGGGAUUAAAUAAAUCCGGGUGGAUGCCCAGUGACUGUUACCUGUUGGUUCUAUAUGGGGGAAGAGAGUCUCCCUGGCUCAAUUUAUCAAAAAGCAAGCAAGCAAGCAAAAACCUCAAACCAUUCAUUAAGGACUUGUCUGCCACCAUCCCUCUGUUUAUGAAAAACAAAGAUGUUGCUGCAGAAGCUGUCACAGGAAGUGGAAAAACCCUGGCUUUUGUCAUUCCCAUUCUGGAGAUUCUUCUGAGACGGGAGGAAAAGCUAAAGAAGAACCAGGUAGGAGCCAUCGUCAUCACCCCUACUCGGGAGCUGGCCAUUCAGAUUGAUGAGGUCCUGUCACACUUCACAAAGCACUUCCCGCAGUUCAGUCAAAUUUUAUGGAUUGGAGGCCGGAACCCUGGAGAAGAUGUAGAGAGGUUCAAACAGCAGGGCGGGAACAUUAUUGUGGCAACCCCAGGCCGCCUGGAGGACAUGUUUCGGAGAAAGGCUGAGGGUCUAGACCUGGCCAGCUAUGUGAAGAGCUUGGAUGUCCUGGUGCUGGAUGAGGCAGACAGACUUCUUGAUAUGGGCUUUGAGGCGAGCAUAAAUACAAUCCUGCAGUUUUUGCCCAAGCAGAGAAGAACAGGCCUUUUCUCAGCCACCCAGACACAGGAAGUGGAGAACUUGGUGCGAGCAGGCCUCCGGAACCCAGUCCGAAUCUCAGUGAAGGAGAAGGGCGUGGCGGCCAGCAGCACCCAGAAGACGCCAUCCCGCCUGGAGAACUACUACAUGAUGUGUAAGGCAGAUGAGAAGUUCAACCAGCUGGUCCAUUUCCUUCGGAGCCACCAGCAAGAAAAGCACCUGAUCUUCUUCAGCACAUGUGCGUGUGUGGAGUACUAUGGAAAAGCCCUGGAGUCACUGCUGAGGAAAGUGAAGAUCCUGUGCAUCCACGGGAAGAUGAAGUACAAGCGCAAUAAGAUCUUCAUGGAAUUCCGCAAGCUGCAGAGUGGGAUCUUGGUGUGCACCGAUGUCAUGGCCCGGGGAAUUGAUAUUCCCGAAGUGAACUGGGUUUUGCAGUACGACCCUCCCAGCAAUGCCAGUGCCUUUGUACAUCGUUGUGGACGCACAGCCCGCAUCGGCCAUGGUGGUAGCGCACUGGUGUUCCUGCUACCCAUGGAGGAGGCAUACAUCAACUUCCUGGCCAUCAACCAGAAAUGUCCCCUGCAGGAGAUGAGCCUGCAGAGAAAUACUGUAGACCUUCUGCCGAAGCUCCAGGCCAUGGCCAUGGCUGACAGAGCUGUGUUCGAGAAGGGCAUGAAAGCCUUCGUGUCCUUUGUACAGGCUUAUGCAAAGCAUGAGUGCAGCCUCAUCUUCAGGCUGAAGGAUCUUGACUUUGCUGGGCUUGCUCGGGGCUUUGGCCUCCUGAGGAUGCCCAGGAUGCCAGAACUGAGGGGAAAGCAGUUCCCAGAUUUUGUGCCAGUGGACAUCGAUACCGACACGAUUCCAUUUAAAGAUAAAAUUAGAGAAAAACAAAGGCAGAAACUUUUGGAGCAAAAAAGAAAAGAGAGAACAGAAAAUGAAGGGAGAAGAAAAUUCAUCAAAAAUAAAGCUUGGUCGAAGCAGAAGGCCAAAAAGGAAAGGAAGAAAAAGAUGAAUGCAAAAAGGAAAAGGGACCAGGGCUCUGAUAUUGAAGAUGAGGACAUGGAGGAACUCCUUAAUGAUACAAGGCUCUUGAAAAAAUUUAAAAAAGGUAAAAUCACAGAAGAAGAAUUUGAGAAGGGGCUGCUGACAAGUGCCACAAGAACAGUCCAGCUGACAGACUCAGGGGCCUCAGGCUCAGAAGAAAGUUGACCUCAGAGACUCAAGUGGAGGUCAUCUCCCAGCUGGUUCCACACUCUGGCCCUUCCUUACUGUCUGGAAAGCUGUCUGUCCAGACUGGGAAAAACCAAAGGACUGCACACUCCUGAAUACCAUGACCCUACAGUCUUGAGAAGUGUGUUUAGAUUUUUGAGUGUAAAUAACAAAUGUCAGUAUUUAUUUUGAUUAAUUGCAUUUUUUCUGGGGUAGUUUUUGUGCUUUAUCACAGGCUUAAAAAUGUGUGUAUGUACAUAUAUAUACACACAAACAUGUAUUAAGAAUUCUUACUUACCUUCUUAAAAUAGAGAGUACUUACUCUCAGUCACCUCAUUGCAUCCUCUUGCCCUGAAGGUUGCACACCUUUGCAGCCCUGCCAAGACCACCGGAGAGGCAAAGGGGGCUGUGUGUGCUGGGGUCCCAGGCUGGUGCCACCACAUCCAGACUGGGGUUGAGAGCAUUUUAGAAUGGAUUCUGGUGUUUUAUUGGCAAAUACCUGAAAGCCAGGAAAGAAUUCUAUCUGGAGAAAGUGCUGCUCAGCUUUUUGGUGUUCUGCCUGACCAUGCUUGCACUGUUUCUGGCCUGUCUCUUUGUACUGAGGCAAUACUGUUUCCAAGUCUUUUAUAUAAUUUAUUUGAAAAGA